AUUUAACUUCUUUCUCCACUUUCAAAUUAUUUGAGAUAAAACUGGAAUUCUAUAGUAAGAAUAUAAACAAUUUGGUUGCAACUGUGUAAAUUGACAAUGAACCAAAAGGGUUAAAUACUUAAGCGAUAAGACAAGAGGGGGUGUGGUAUAUGACCAAACAUGCCAGAGCUAAGUGCUGUUCUUCAGAAUGAUACAUCCCGCAGUGAUUACAUACAGCGCUAGUUGUAGUAGGCUCUAUAUUGGCAAUAUACCAUAAACCCCCGAGAUGCCUUAUUGCAAUUAUAAACCGGUUACCACUAACCGGUUUACAACAGCACUUAGAUCUGGUGGUAUAUAAUCUCAUAUAUCAUGGCUUUCAGAGAAUCAGCAUUCAGGAUUCAAAGCACCCGGUUUAUAAUACUGACCAUACAAUAUAUUUUGAAUAAUUGACACCAGACCAGCUAUUACAUGUUCAAUUGCCUCAUUUCUAUAUAGUCAUGGCCUGUAAUGUGAUGGAAAAUAAGUUAAGAGCCAGAAAGGUGUAACUUUGAGAGAUACACAUACAAAAUAAGCGGGAAGGAGGGGGCGGGGGGUCAUCACCGUAAAUAGUAUUCUAAAUGCGCUAACGGAAAAUGAACUCACUUCCGCUGCUGCCCGCUUCAGUGAAGACAGACGGCAUAGUCAAAUAAAGGAAAUGUGGGGAGAAGAGACUGUUCAGAAACAGGAAAGAGACUGUUAGACAAUUCUAUAAUCAUAAUACGAAGAUUUUGAAAACCAUGGGAGUUGUGAGAACAUUUUGAAAUAUACAUCAUAACAGAUCUACAUAUCUUGUUUUGUGUGGUCCGUUCUAAGAGAGCUAGUCUAGCAAACAUUCGCUAGCUAGCUAAAUUCGCUAGCUUCACCUGGCAAACUGCUACAGUAAUCAACGAGAGAGAUGGGGACAAGAGCUAGUCGUUUACAUGAGGAUCCUGUGCCUUCGACUUUCGGAAAAGAUGGCAUUAAGCGAGAUUCUUAUCGACGACACCGAAUCAAUAGGCCCACCAGUCUUAUGGUCGACUUUUCUGGGAGUUUUGAUGAUUCAGAGGCCAACCGUAGUCGAUCCGAGGAGGGCAGCGAUUCCGAGAUGGGGCAACAGGCGAGUGCCAAUGGAAGUCCUGCCGACCACAACAGCCACUCAUCCAUUGCCCAGGCAUCACCCGCAGAAGCUAUCAGCGAAUGCAAGCGCGAGGAAGACGGUAGUAGCACUCCAGAGGGUGCUGUAAACGGGGAACAUCUGCAUGGAGAGGACACAGGCCGCGUGCCUCACCGCACUUUCUCUGAACGUUUACCUCGACAUUCUUCCGGGCGCAAUGUCAGUGCAAGAUCCACAAGGGUGAGGGGCACCCAUCAGCGCCCUGUAUCGGAGGCUUGGAUUGGCCUCUACCGUGUUAACAACCGACAUGCCAACAUCCGUUGUCCGUUCUGCUCUAAGCCUUUCCCAGGAGGCAGGAUUGAGGACCACCUGUUGAGCUGCCUCACAUCUCCCCCUCUCCCUUACAACACGGACGUGCUCAGUAAGGACAGCGGUGAGUGUUCUAUAUGUCUGGAAGAGCUGCAGCAGGGAGAGACCAUUGGGCGGCUGGCCUGCCUCUGUGUCUACCACAAAAGCUGUAUUGACUCCUGGUCUAAGGUAAAGCCCUGCUGUCCCGAACACCCUUUUGAUUGACUCAUAGGUUGAGUCCUGCUCACUUACACCUGACUCAGGAGACUGCAAUGUAUAUUCAAUUGCUGCAAAUGUAUUACAACAAGAAAAAUACCAGAACAAGACACAGCCCCAGAAGGACUCGACCAGGGACCACUUCGACCAGGCUCAGUCCAUUUCAGCUCAACUCGGACCACUAUAACCACUGCUGGAAUCGAUGGCCAGUGCUCCUCUGUAAACAUUGUUUGAACUAGACACUGCGGGAACCAAGAAUAAAAGUUCCUGUCAAAGGUAAAUCAAUAUAUUAUCAUACCAAGUUGAAGGUCUCCUGAAAGACAUUUUGAACUUGACAAGGAGACGACUUGCACGUGUUUUGUAGUCCUAGGAUUUUCUUUCCUCAAUAGGGACGUUGUACACGGAAUAGGUCAUUCUGUCUCCCGUGAAUCUGUAAAACAAUGCUGUGUAACUCUGUUACAGUGAAUCGACGUUUCUGCCCACAAUUCAAAUAACCCAGCUCAGAUUUAUUUUGUUUUUGUUUCAAUAUCGCAAAGCAUUGUUUUUAUUAGCCAGAUGUUGGAAAGUGGGGCUUUAUAUUGUGGAUGGGAUUGCUGUAUGUGUUUUUAUAUAUGUCACCAUGAUGUAUUUCAGGAGCAGUGCGAUGGGUGGGAGUUGAUUCUUGGGGGGAAAGGUUAAGCGGGUCAGUUUGGGUGGUAGGCUAGCUCACUGCGCCAGAAACCGGUUGUUGGUAUUUCCUAGGUCAUAAUGCUGGUGUCGUGAUCAUACUGAGCACUUUUAACCCCAAGACUGAACCUACUUCUCAGGUCUGCAGAUAAGGUCUUGACUGAACUACAUUUGGUAAUUGGUGUGUGUGCGUGCGUGCGUGCGUGGGUGCGCGCUUGUGUGAGAUGGCAGUGAGGACGAAUGGAACCAGCUAAUGUCCUAAUAACACUGCCCGGAGAACAGACGCUAUCUGCAGCCUUCUCACCGGCUGUGUACGGCGCGUGUGUAGGUGAAGGGUGUGUGCGCUUAGCGCCCUGUUAGCCUCAGGGCGAGAGAGUUGGUUUCAAUGAUAGUGCUACUCUGUUUUUAAUCACACAGUAGAUACAGUUAGGAAAUCUGCCUCCUCUCCCAUGGCCCCCCCAGCGAGACUCAUCCUGCCUGUCGUGCCGACGGCGUCGGCUGGUGAUCUGCCUGGUUGGGCCAGGCCCUGUGGACCAGUCCGCUUAUCUGGCUGCUUUCAUCUCUGAAUAGGACAGAUAAUUUAUUAUUAGGGCGUGAUGACUCCAUGAGGAAACUGCCGUGCCUGUCCCAUGAUUCCCGUCACUGGAGGUAGUGAACAGCUGAGGGAGGGGUUACUGCGUAAUGUCACCGCCCCCCUGCCCCAGAACGGGACUAGUAGACACAGUGUCACUGGGUAGGACGAACGUCCACCUUCGCCUGUGUGUUGGUGGCCUUUGCCUGCCGGGGUGUUUCUGUCCUGACCUCUGAACAGAGUACGUGGAGACUGCUGCAGACCAGCGUGGGGGAUCGGGCUGGUUCAGCAUUCCUGUAGGUAGAGCUCCCUUGAUUCUUGCGCCGUAUCUUGCAUUUUUAGGUGCUACAGCCUUUCCUGCCCCCAGGUGGCAAUCACAUGCUUGCCACUCUUUCAUCCUCAAAAAAAACAAAAACAAAACAAAGGUAAUGACUUUCACGCCCAAAGUAUUAGUCUGUGUACAUGAAGCCAUGCUAUAGGGGACGUGUGAUUGUGUCAAAUGGGGAAGGUGUUUUUAGACCUAGAUGUUUUUAAUGUGGUGGUGGUGAUCAAUAAUGAUGUUGUGUGGUUUUGAGAGGGGAACAUGGGACUGUCAUAAAAUGAAUGGACAAUUUGAUGCCCCAAAUCUUUACUUACUUCUCUUCCCUUUAGCUGUGUGGUGCAAUACAUAUUGUUGUUUGAAUGCAGUUACUCUGUAGCAAUGCUAUUCUCCAAGGAUUAUAUUUUUGAUGUAUUGCAUUCUUGGUGUUAAAUCACAGGAUUGCGUUCCUCCUAGACCCUGAGCUUUGUGACGGCUAAGCUGAUGAGAAUGUUUUUAGGGUCACCACAGCGAUAUCUACGUCCCAAGAUAUGGCCAAGCUGCCUUCUCUCUGGUAUUAUAUUAAAAAAAUAAUUUUAUUUAUUACAGUGUAAAUACAGUUUGUGUCGCAUUUCAAAACGGCUUGGUCUUUGUCAGUUCAUUAUACUGUUUCUAAGGUCCAAACUUUUUUAUGUCUCAAAGUUGUUUUUAUAUGUAUUUUUUACAAUAAAUAUACUUGUGUGAACUC
Esox lucius (northern pike) is the source of this 3958-nucleotide messenger RNA. RefSeq lists its product as uncharacterized. Lineage: Eukaryota; Metazoa; Chordata; Actinopteri; Esociformes; Esocidae. The transcript has 5 exons. The record is from RefSeq and is a predicted model, not a curated record. Bases 914 to 1684 code for a protein of 256 amino acids.